UUCAACAUAUUCCCAUUCGUCGAGAACAACCAAUUCCAAUUCAUAGUACAAAAAAUAAUAAAACAACGCAGUAGAUACAAUAAAGAAGUCAUUGAAACAAGUCAAAUUGAUUAAAUCUUAAAUUGAAUUUUAUAGUAGAAGAAGCAUAUACAAAAUGAAGUUCCAAUAUAAAGAAGAGCACGUAUUCGAGAAACGUCGUGCCGAAGGCGAUAAAAUUCGCAGAAAAUACCCUGACCGCGUACCCGUGAUCGUUGAAAAGGCACCCAAAGCACGCAUUGGAGAUUUGGACAAAAAGAAAUAUUUAGUGCCAUCCGAUUUAACAGUGGGACAGUUUUACUUCUUGAUCCGUAAACGUAUACAAUUGCGACCUGAGGAUGCCCUAUUCUUUUUCGUCAACAAUGUAAUUCCACCCACAUCUGCCACCAUGGGUUCCCUCUACCAGGAACAUCAUGAGGAGGACUAUUUCCUUUACAUUGCAUAUUCCGAUGAAAAUGUUUAUGGCAACAGACGUUAGAUUAAGCAUUUAGACCAUUGCUCUGGAGUGUGAUUAAACAAAGAAAAAACUGAAGAAACUUACGAAAAACAAGAGAAUUUUGGGCACGUAUAUGAAAAAUUACAACAAAAACACGUUUAAUUUGUUUAUUUGUCUGUAACCCAUAUGAAAAAUGCAAACAAAAAUAUACUUCAGCCACAAGAGAUAUGUGCAAAACAAAAAUAUUGAUCUUACAAAUAACUAAA
Molecule: messenger RNA, 738 nt
Organism: Stomoxys calcitrans (stable fly)
Lineage: Eukaryota; Metazoa; Arthropoda; Insecta; Diptera; Muscidae
Gene: Atg8a
Product: gamma-aminobutyric acid receptor-associated protein
Exons: 3
Coding region: 155-514 (119 amino acids)
Biological process (GO): autophagosome assembly; autophagy of mitochondrion; macroautophagy
Cellular component (GO): autophagosome; autophagosome membrane; cytosol
Molecular function (GO): GABA receptor binding; ubiquitin protein ligase binding
Source: RefSeq, a predicted model, not a curated record